AUACUUUUUUUCUUUUGUGAAUACGUGUGUGCGUUUUUGUGUAAAUAGAAUUGAUAUGGAUCUUCAUAAAUCGUUUUCAGCAAUGUCAAUAAAAGAAGACCAAGACAAAAUAGCACCUCCAAGAGUUAUGCCACCACGUAUUCCAGGUCGUUCAGUGCUUCCACCCAUGAGUCGAGCUCCAGGAAGUGCUCCUCCUCGUUUUCCACCACCUACAGGAGGAGGAGGCAUGCGAGGAAGAGCACCACCUGGUCGUUUAGGCAACAAGCCUGGUCUAAACUUGUCUCAGUUGGGUCUUUCUCCUAAACCUGAACAAACACCUUUUGCCAACUUUUCAAAAUACGUUGACCCUUCUGGUAAACUGAAUUUUGCUGGCAAGGCUAUUAUCCAUGCAGAUGGUGUUGAUUUCAGUAACGGAAAUAGUUUUACUAUCAAGAUGGACGACUUGGAUUUACAAGAAGAAUUGGGCAAGGGACAGUAUGGUACUGUACAAAAAGUCAAGCAUCGUGUGACAAAUGUUACGAUGGCUAUGAAGGAAAUUCGCUUAGAAUUAGAUGAAACAAAACUUCAUCAAAUCUUGAUGGAACUUGAUAUUUUGCACAAAAGUUCUGGUGAAUACAUUGUCGAAUUUUAUGGUGCUUUCUUUAUUGAAUCAUGUGUGUAUUAUUGUAUGGAAUAUAUGGACGCUGGUUCACUUGAUAAAUUGUACGGAAAAGGUGUGCCAGAAGAUGUCUUGGCUAAAAUUGCUACUUCUAUGGUUAAAGGCCUUAAAUUCCUUAAAGACGAACUAUCUAUCAUUCACAGAGAUGUUAAACCUACCAAUGUAUUGGCAAAUAUAGAAGGUCAAGUUAAAUUAUGUGAUUUUGGUGUAUCAGGACAAUUAGAGAAAUCCUUAGCAAAAACAAAUAUUGGUUGUCAAAGCUAUAUGGCUCCUGAACGUAUUAGAGCUGCUAAUACUUAUUCAGUUUCUUCAGAUGUAUGGUCAUUAGGUAUCUCACUUGUUGAAAUAGCAAUUGGUUGUUACCCUUACAAAUAUGACAAUAUGUUUGCUCAACUAAAAGCCAUUAUUGAUGAUGAACCACCCGCUUUACCUGCUGAUUCAUUCUCAGAAGAAGCGAGGGACUUUGUCGCUUCUUGUCUUCAAAAAGAUCCACUCAAGAGACCUGCUUAUGCUGAUUUGUUGGAACAUCCUUUUAUCAAGAAAUAUGAAGAUGUUGAAGUUGAUAUGGCCAAAUGGGCUCGUGAAGCAUUUGAAGCAAGAACAGCCUAAGAUUAUAUUUAUAUUCCCUUAUGAAAUGCUCUUUAGCAUAAAUAAAGAUUCUUUCUACGUUGAUUACAUAA
Gilbertella persicaria is the source of this 1338-nucleotide messenger RNA. RefSeq names its product kinase-like domain-containing protein. The record is from RefSeq and is a predicted model, not a curated record. NCBI's taxonomy places the organism in Eukaryota, Fungi, Mucoromycota, Mucoromycetes, Mucorales, Choanephoraceae. Gene Ontology annotation, biological process: MAPK cascade; cellular hyperosmotic response; protein phosphorylation. Gene Ontology annotation, molecular function: ATP binding; MAP kinase kinase activity. The transcript is spliced from 5 exons. Bases 56 to 1267 code for a protein of 403 amino acids.